ACUGCCUGAAACACUUGUAAAAUUUGUUCUCACAUAUUCACAAUGAUAUCUAGUGUACAAUAGCUGAAUCUUGUCCGAGCUGCAUAGAAUUGUCUUCCUUGAGUUGUUGGCUCUUCUGUCCUGUCUGAAUCAUUUUUAUAUUUCUUAUUUAUUCUAGGUAAUUUCAUUUUGGAACUGCGAAUUGACUUAUUCAGCUUGUUACUUUGACUCGCUAGACUGACGAACAGGAACAAUAGCAUUUUGAGAGGAUGACUCCGCUCCGCUCUCCUCCCUUCCCCCGCUCCUAGCCUAAGCUCCUCCACCAGCCUCGCCGCCGUCGAACCCUCUCCGGUAGCCCUCCUCUCCUGCUGUCGCCCUCCCCACCCGUGCCCGCCCCCGCGGCCAUGCCUUCCGCCGGCACCUACUUCGGGGACUCCAGCCCCGACGGAUGCAUCUCUAGCCCCGACGGCCGCAUCCGCUGACACGGUUAUGCGGGUGAGUCCUCCGGCUCGCGGUCCUUCCGCGACAUCGUGAGAACCACGCCGACCCCGCGUAGCCCCACGCUGUCCGCGCCAAGCCCUGCCCCCGCACUCGCGGCCCUGGUGCCCCACCGCUCGACCGCGCCGGCCGCUUGCGUCCCCGCCUCUGCUCGCCUGGGCCCUCGCUCGGAGGUCCACCACGUCAAUGGAGGACUCGUGCUGGACGUCGAAGGCUUUCAGCAGCCGCGGCACAGGAACCGCCGCUAGCACGAGCGGCGCCCGGCCGCCCCAACCCCCCACUCCGCCGUCGCAGUCCCUUCCCCGAAGAAGUCGCUGGGCCCUGCUUCCGAUGUCUUGAUACGCGGCACCGGGUGCGGGACUGCACCAACCCCGUGCGUUGCCGCCGCUGCCUCAUCUCCGGCCACGAGUCCAGCGGCCGCGAAACGCUCCUGCCCGGUGACCGCCGCGGCGCUGCCUCAGACCGGCCCCGCCGCCGCCCUUCAGCGCCCGCGUGUGACUCCGCCGCGAUACGCCCCGCCUCCGGCCCCACCCCCGCCGCCCCCGUCGUGCCGGCGCGGGUCACCAUCCCCCGUUCCAUCGAGAUGGAGGCGGAAGAGGUGCUGACCCACGACAUGGGGGCCACCAUCACUGGCACCAGGCCUUCCAUCUCCCCGGCCAAGGUGGAGACAACCCUGCACACCAUGUUUGACCUGCAGCCUAGUGACUUCACCAUGCACCUACAUGCCCUGGAAGAUUUCCUCAUCUUCUCCUCAUGGCAGAUUAUGGACAGUAUGGCCGGCGACCAUCUCAUCAAUGCCGACAACUUCACCUUGCUCCUCCGCCCAUGGUGCAAGCUCGCCCACCCCACCGCUGGAAGCUUUGUGUAUUCUGUGCAGCUCGAGCUCCGCGGCAUCCCAACGCAGGCAUGGCAUUUGUCCAUCGUUGAGCACAUUCUGGGGGCUGGCUGCCGGAUUGAGCGGCUACAUCCGGAUACGCGCUCCUGCGCUGACCUCGCCACGUCCCGGCUCGCUGGGCGUGUGCGAGACCCGGCCACCAUUCGCCAGGCGGCCAUCUUGGAGAUUGUGGAGCAAGUCCCCGCACCCCGCCCCGGUCUGCCCCUUGUUGUCCGCACCCUUGAGUACCGCUCUCCGUCCGGCUCACCAGGUCUGAACCCCUCCCCGCUGAUGGAGCCGCCACUGUGGCGGCAACACUAACGGCAACGGCAAAAGAUUCCGCGGUCCAUGGCCCCGGGCGCGGUCAUCAACGAUGGCGUGGCUGGAAGCGCUGCCGCACGGCCACCGCACCCGGCGGACGCGCGGACGGCAUGGCGGUCGACUCGGCGGGCUGGACACGCUCCAACAGUUGGCAGCGCGACGACGGUGUGGCGGUUGACUGCGGCUGGCCUGCAUCCCGCGCUGCCAUGACUGCGCUUGCGCCACAACCCGUACAGGGGUCUGCGAGAUGCAUGGAUGCAUGGCCCACUCAGGAGGGGGGCCGCCUCCCUCGUCGCAGAGCCAAAAGAGGAAAGUGAGGGGGAAGAAAAAGCGUGCAAGGACUCACGCCGUGCUUGCAAAAGCUGCAGCCGUGGCAGAUCCGAGGCCGACCGUGACGCCCACUCAGCGCUGGUGCCUGCCAACUUGCUAGCUAGCCCCAGCCCAUUGGUGCCAAACCACAACCUUCUUGUUGUCGGGCCCGCUCAGAGCUAGUCUCACGUGUCGCCGUGCGCGUAGGGGGGCAACCCAACUAGGGCAGGGCCACCAACGACCAGUCUACACGCGCUUGGGGAUCAGGACGACCUGUCCUCCACCAGUGAGGUCCUAGAUUCGCUUCCAGAGGAGCGCCCAACCGCCGCAGAUGCUGAUCCGCUGUCGGGACAAAGCAGUGCUUUGCCCUCGUCAGCCCUUGCUGCUGUUGCGGACCAGGCUGACCUGCGAUCCAGCCCCACUUGUGCGCCGUGGGAAAGCGCGCUGGAAAUUCAAAAUGCCGCCCACUCGACCUCUGCGGCCGCCAACGAUGCCCUCGAAACGGGCCGCCUUUCCCCCUUGGCCUAGGAACCUAGGCGCCUUCUGCAGAGGCUCCAGCCCACAGGCUGCUAUGUUGACGGGCCCGCCUCCACAGGCCCAUCGUUGCCUGCUCCAACC
Molecule: messenger RNA, 2599 nt
Organism: Triticum dicoccoides
Lineage: Eukaryota; Viridiplantae; Streptophyta; Magnoliopsida; Poales; Poaceae
Exons: 2
Coding region: 1061-1672 (203 amino acids)
Source: RefSeq, a predicted model, not a curated record